This is a messenger RNA of Daldinia caldariorum, 2664 nucleotides long. RefSeq names its product ATP-dependent DNA ligase. The transcript has 5 exons. Gene Ontology annotation, molecular function: DNA binding; DNA ligase (ATP) activity; ATP binding. NCBI's taxonomy places the organism in Eukaryota, Fungi, Ascomycota, Sordariomycetes, Xylariales, Hypoxylaceae. Gene Ontology annotation, cellular component: mitochondrion; nucleus. Gene Ontology annotation, biological process: DNA biosynthetic process; lagging strand elongation; DNA recombination. The record is from RefSeq and is a predicted model, not a curated record. The coding region runs from base 1 to 2664 and encodes 887 amino acids.
AUGGCAUCCAAGCAAGCUACCCUAGGGAAGUUCUUUGGCCAGCCCAAUGGCCCCAAGCCUGCACCACAGCAGUCCAAGCUUUCGUUCAGUACAAAGUCGAGUAAGAAGCCAAAGGAGGAACCAGAAGCUUCCGAGGACCAAGAACCAGCUUCGCCAAAGAGGAAAGCGAGCGCCGAUGCGACUGAAAAUGCCGAUCAAAGCGCUGAUCCUGCCAAAGACACCAGAAAGCGAUCUCGGUCUCCCUCCUCUCCAAAGGGCAAGGCGAAACAAUCCUCUACAAAGAUAAAAGUUGAAAAUGAGGAGGAGCCUGAGGAAAAGGAGCUUGAAGAAGAAGCGCCUGUGGUAAAAAGACGACGAAGGGGUCGCCCCCGAAUUGAGGAUAAGGACGAAGACGAGACUAUGGCCGACGCCGAGCCAGUCAAGCCCAAGAAAUCACCCAAAAGCAAGAAAGCUUCUCCAAAGAAGUCCCCUGCUAAAUCCACGUCCGAUAAGGAAGAGUCACCGGUACCUAAGCAAGAGGAUGAUGAUAUCAAAGAGGAAGCUUCGGAAUCCGCUUCUGAGAUGGAAAAGGAGGAAAGUGAAGAUGAGAAACCAGAGCUUAAAUCUAAGGUCCGGGAAAAGCAGCAGACUAAGCUUCAGAGCAAGACGAAGGAUGCGUAUCCCGAUUGGAAACCUGGAGCACCAGUGCCUUACGCUGCAUUGUGCACAACUUUCUCACUUGUUGAGCUCACCUCAAAGCGACUUCAGAUCACGGAAUAUUGCUCUCUAUUCCUCCAACAAGUUUUACGCCUGACCCCCGAUGACUUUCUUCCGACGGUAUUAUUGAUGAUCAACAAAUUGGCUCCGGACUACGCAGGCAUCGAACUUGGUAUUGGCGAAUCGCUUAUCAUGAAGGCCAUAGGCGAAACGACAGGGCGUAGCUUAGAAGUUAUAAAAGCUGACCAGAAAGAGAUUGGCGACUUGGGUCUUGUUGCGGUCAAAAGCAGAUCGACUCAACCAACUAUGUUCAAACCCAAGCCGUUAACUGUCAGAGCUGUGCAUAAAGGUCUAAUGGACAUUGCAACCGUGGCCGGAAACGGCGCUCAGGGCAGGAAAGUUGACGGAAUCAAGAAGCUAUUAUCAUCUGCUGAUGCUCACUCGGCUGGCAAAGUCGAUAUCUACAAGGACAAAGGUGGUCCUAGCGAAGCCAAAUAUCUGAUCCGGUUCUUGGAAGGGAAACUCAGAUUGGGUUUGGCCGAAAAGACCGUCCUCGUUUCCAUCGCACAAGCUAUAAUUUGUCACGAAGCAGAACAAAAAGGAAAAGUACCCAGCGCCAAGGAGAUAGAAGAAGCAGAGGCUAUGCUGAAGACGGUGUACAGUGAACUUCCCAGCUGGGAUGUGAUUAUCCCCGCCAUGGUCAAGAACGGCAUCAUGAGGUUGAAGGAGACUUGCAAGCUUCGCCCAGGAGUUCCUCUCAAGCCCAUGCUUGCAAAGCCUACAAAAGCAAUUACCGAGGUGCUAGAUCGGUUUGAAGAUCAGACUUUCACCUGCGAGUAUAAGUAUGACGGCGAGAGAGCGCAGAUCCACUACGUUGCGAAAGACCAUUCGGACGAGUAUAUUGACGCUCUUCCUGGUGCUGCCAAAGAAGCUGCUACGGGUGUCGCGUCUAUCUUCUCUCGAAACUCAGAAGACCUGUCCAAGAAAUAUCCCGAUAUCCUUGCGAAGCUACACACCUGGGUCAAAGACGGCACCAAAAGCUUCGUGUUGGAUUGCGAAACCGUCGCCUGGGAUGUAAACGAGAAAAAGGUUCUCCCCUUCCAGCAGUUAAUGACACGGAAAAAGAAGGACGUCAAGCUGGAGGACGUGAAAGUAAAAGUCUGCGUGUUUGCGUUUGACUUGUUAUUCCUCAACGGGGAGGCCGUCGUCGAGAAGCCGCUCCGAGAACGUCGCGAGUUGCUUCAUAGUGCUUUCCAACCAGUAGAAGGAGAGUUUGCAUUCGCAACGCACAUGAAUGGUAGGGAGCUCGACGAAAUCCAGGCUUUCUUAGAUGAAAGUGUCAAGGCUUCUUGCGAAGGCUUGAUGGUCAAGAUGCUUGACGGUGCGGAGAGUGGGUACGAGCCCAGUAAGCGAAGUCGAAAUUGGCUUAAGAUCAAGAAAGAUUACCUUUCAGGAGUAGGUGACUCGCUUGAUCUGGUAGUCCUCGGUGCCUACUAUGGCAAAGGCAAGCGUACGUCUGUUUACGGUGCCUUCCUUCUCGCCUGCUAUAAUGCAGCUUCCGACACCUACGAGACUAUCUGCAAUAUUGGCACCGGCUUUUCCGAGCAAGUUCUCGAAGACCUUCACAAGCAACUCUCAGAAAUCGUUAUUGAUCGCCCAAAACCAUUCUAUGCGCACUCAUCGGGUGGGCAGCAUCAACCAGACGUCUGGUUUGAACCACGCUAUGUCUGGGAAGUGCGAACGGCAGAUCUAACGCUGAGUCCAAGGUAUAAGGCGGGGUUGAAGGAGAAUGUCGACCCGUCUGGUGAGAAGGGAAUUAGCUUGCGGUUCCCUAGAUUUAUCAAAGUGAGAGAUGAUAAGAAACCGGACGAGGCGACAAGCAGCCGUCAAGUGGCGGAGUUAUACAGAAAACAGGAAAGCGUCACAAAGAGUAAGGGUCCGUCUGUGGAUGAUGAUUUCGAAUACUAA